This is a messenger RNA of Prorocentrum cordatum, 1599 nucleotides long. Lineage: Eukaryota; Dinophyceae; Prorocentrales; Prorocentraceae. The record is from the annotation of a GenBank genome assembly.
AUGAGAGAGCCCAGCGCCGAGACAAGGGCGCUGAGCAGACCGACGUCCCACCGUAGAGCCGAUGGCAGGGCAGCUCUUGGCAACCCGGUGGCCGGGCCUCUUGGGCCGGAGGCUGGAAAGAGAAGUAGAACAUCCAGGUUGUGGAAGCAGUACGCGACCAGAUGGAGGCGCAACUCUUGGCUUUCGGAGGCCCAGUGCACCGACCGACUACCGGAAGAGUUGCCCUGGGACCUACGAGCCAAACUGCAGUACAUUCCUGAGCAGGACCUCUCGUUGGGUCGGAUCGUGCAUUACCUUGGACAGGAAGCUGGAAGGAGAGAGGACGACGAAGUCUUCAGGGUGGGCAACGAGGCCACCAGAGACAUCGAACGGAAGAAGGACGAGGACCUGCUAGCAUGUGUGACACGCCGGCGCAGGCAGUUCGAGCGCGCCAGAGAGAUCGGCGUGGAUAUCCCGCCCAAGGUGCAGGGCAUGUUACUCCUCCAGGGUGCUCGGGUGUCUGCCCAAGGUAAGCAGAAUGUUCGGAGUCUCACCAGGGGCUCUCUGCUGGGGCCCGACAUCAUGUGGGCUCUUCCUCAACUGGACACGGGCGGCCUUGCCCGGGGAGACGAUCCCAAGUCUCGCAGCAGCCUUCUCGAGCCCAGCAGCGCCAAGUCUAGCAGCGAGAUCGGUGACGGCGAGAUCGAGCCUCCAGAGCUCGGCAUCCUGGUGGAGCUCAGCGGACGGGACCUCAGCGAGGAUGCGGUCAGCGGGGCGCUGGCUCAGAUGGGAAAGGGCCGCCAGAUGACCUGGGAGGAUAACAAAGACCUGAAGAAUGCUGCCCAAAAAGAUCGCGGCUACUGGAAGCGCAGGCGCCGACUCGCGCCGGCGCAGCUCGAGCUAGUCACGAAUGCGCGCGUGCCUCGCGCGGUCGCGGGGCGCUGGGCGGCCCUCGCGGUCUCGGUGGGUGCCUACUUCGACGGGGCCAGGGCCGAGAUCUCGAGGCUCGCUGAGGACGCGCGGCUCUUCGACACCAAGAACCACAAGAAGCGACUGCUCGAGGACUCGAAGCCGCUGCUGGAGACUCAAACCAGAGCUUGGGCGAGAUGCACCCAUCUACCAUGGAGAACCUCGAGCUCAGGGAACCAGUGCGCUCCGCGGGACUUCCGAUCGAGCUGCCAGAUACGAGUCGCCGACCGCCCCAAGAUCAACGCGGACAACGGCAGCCGCGGGAUGACGAUCCAGGAGUUCGCGCUACUUCAUGGACAGUUGGCAGGUCCCGUGCGACACGCGGCCCCUCGGAGCGCUGUGCCAGCCGCGAGGCCCGCAGCUCGCUCUGCGGCGUCAGGGGAUCAGUGGAGCAGCCUGUCGAGCCACUCUCUUCCUCCGGGCUGGGCGGUGGCGAUGAUGCAGGAGGCUGUGCAGCCCAUGUCGGCGAGCGUGUCUGCAAACGUGACGAGCGCCAUCCAGGCUACUCCACAGGCUCAGUCGCAGAACAUGGCCACCUCGAUGGCCCCCCUGGUGUCCGAGAUGCGGUCGGUGAACGAUCGUCUGAACGCCUUUCCAGCAGUCAGCAGCCGGCAGAUGUGCCGAUGCUUCCCGCGCCAGAUGCGCCUGCGA